Messenger RNA from Nicotiana attenuata, 2379 nucleotides. RefSeq lists its product as uncharacterized. Gene Ontology annotation, molecular function: nucleic acid binding. Lineage: Eukaryota; Viridiplantae; Streptophyta; Magnoliopsida; Solanales; Solanaceae. The record is from RefSeq and is a predicted model, not a curated record. The coding region runs from base 1 to 2379 and encodes 792 amino acids. The transcript has 4 exons.
AUGGGUAGUCUCAAUCCUGAACCCUCUUCUGCACCAGUUUACACAUAUGAACCUUCUUCCCCGUUAUUUCUACUCUCUUCUAAUGUACCUGGAGUUUCUCUUGUUGCGGUACCAUUCUCGGGUAAUGAGUUUGGAGGUUGGAAGCGUAGUAUGAUUGUUUCAUUGUCUACUAGAAAUAAGAUCGAUUUUAUUGAUGGGACCUGUGUUAAACCUCCUGAGAAUUCUCCUCAGUUUAGAUAUGGGACAGUAAAUGGAACUAAGGUCUUUGAAGUAAAAAGAGAACUAACAUCCACAUACCAGGGAUCUCUUGACAUUCCUUCUUAUUUCAACAAACUAAAGAAAAUAUGCGAUGAAUUGGGGGUUAUACACAGUAGUCAUGCCAAUUCUUGUAAUUGUGCUACUAAAGAAGGCUUACAAAAGGAAAGAGAAGAGGACAAAGUAAAUCAGUUUCUUAUGGGGUUAAAUGAGAUGAAAAACAGAGGCAAGUCAGAAAAUCCUCAGUUCCAUCCUGAAUCUGCUUCCUUCAAUGCUAAUUCCAACAGUAUCAAAUUCACUCAACCUCAACCACGACAAAGACAAUAUAAUCAGAGGAUAUCGUUUGAUCAAUCUAAGUCUGGCCUCUUCUGUAAGAAUUGCAAGAAAUUAGGGCACUUGAUUGACAAGUGCUACAAACUCAAUGGAUUUCCUCAAAGCUUUAAAUUCACCAAGAGCAGAAAGACAGCUGCAAAUGUGGUAGAAUCUGACUUCUCUUCUCCACAGAAUGUUUUUACCAACUCUGUGUCAAAUCCCACUCAAAAUCAGGUUGAUCAAGGAUCUGUGGUACAUGGGUUGAGCCAGCAGCAGUAUGCUCAAUUGAUAUCCUUGCUUCAACAAACUCAUACUACUUAUUCUGGACCUCCACUCAACACUUUAAGUUCUGCCAGCUUUGCUGGUACUUUACUGCCUAAGAAUGUUGUGUAUAGCUUUAGUUCUUCUUUGCUGAGUAAAUCAGACUCCUCAACUUGGAUAGUAGACUCAGGUGCAUCUGACCAUAUGACAUCUAAUAAAGAAUAUCUCAUUAACAUCACACCCUUACCUAUUCAUUUUCUUGUUUCUCUUCCAAAUGGAUACAAGGUUAAAGUUACCUGUACGGGAUCUUUUGCUUUAACUAAGUCCAUUAUCCUUCACAAUGUCCUUUAUCUACCUUCAUUUAAGCAUAAUGUCAUUUCUGUGCACAAAAUUACUGAACCAUUUGACUGCAUGGUUCAGUUUACCAGAAUCUCAUGUAUUAUACAGGGCCCUUCUCUGAAGAAGCCUCUGGAUCUUGGUAAACUGGACAAUGACUUGUACAAGUUUGUUUGGGAACAAUCAUCUCAACUUCAGCAACCUUUGACAAAUGUUUCAAAUAGCAGCAACUUUUCAUCUUUGUGUAACUCUAGUUCUUUCUCUUCUUCUUCUGUACAUAAAGAUUCUGCCAUUUGUAAUAAAGUUGCUAUGAAUAAAAUGGAUGUUGUUUGGCAUAAUAGACUUGCUCAUGUUCCUUUUGUUAGAAUGAAGAGUAUAUCUGAAAUCUCCUCUACUAUUUCUUCUAACCAGUCCUUCCCUUGUACAAUUUGUCCUAUGGCUAGGCAAACUAGGUUGCCAUUCCCAGAAAGUUCCAUUCACACUUCCAAACCCUUCCAACUCAUUCAUGUUGAUACUUGGGGACCAUAUCAUACUCCUAACUAUUCCGGUUCUAGGUACUUCCUCACUAUUGUUGAUGAUUUCUUCAGAAGUACUUGGACACAUCUAAUGGGGUCUAAGAGCAAUGCAUUUUCUUUGCUUAAUGCUUUUGUUGCUAUGGGAUACAAGUUGUAUAAUUUGCACACUAAACAAUGUUUCAUUUCUAGAGAUGUGGUGUUUCAUGAACACCAUUUUCCUUUUUCUUCUAAUUUUUCUUUUCCUGUUUCUUCUGAAUGCUUUUUACCAAAUGCAUCACAACCUUCACCUUCUGUUACUAACAUUGAUUCUUCUCCUGAAACUCCUGAUGUUACACCACAACCACAAUCUCCUCCUAUUAGCCCAAAUUUCACCCUUGUUACUAGUCCUGUUCAUUCUGUUCACUCUCCUGAUCCCAUUUUACAUGAUCAUGUUCCUGAAGUUCCCCCUUCUCCUACUUCCAUCAAUCCUGAUAUCAUCCCUACCACUAUACCUAUCUCUUCUCCUGCUGUAACUUCUUCCUCUUCCCCACCUUUAAGGAAAUUCAGUAGAGUUCCUUCUCAUCCCUCGUAUCUGAAGGAUUAUGUUUAUAACCUUCCCUCAUCUCUUUCUUGUUCUGUUACUCAGCAUAAAGAAUUUGAACCUUAUACAUAUUCCCAGGCAGCUCCAAUACCAGCCUGGCAAGAUGCCAUGAGGAAAUAA